This is a messenger RNA of Mesitornis unicolor (brown roatelo), 1097 nucleotides long. RefSeq names its product RNA binding motif protein 17 (gene RBM17). The annotation marks the transcript as partial. NCBI's taxonomy places the organism in Eukaryota, Metazoa, Chordata, Aves, Mesitornithiformes, Mesitornithidae. The transcript has 8 exons. Gene Ontology annotation, biological process: mRNA cis splicing, via spliceosome; alternative mRNA splicing, via spliceosome. Gene Ontology annotation, cellular component: precatalytic spliceosome. The record is from RefSeq and is a predicted model, not a curated record. Gene Ontology annotation, molecular function: RNA binding.
AAGGCGUAAAGACAGACAUGAAGCCAGUGGGUUUUCAAGAAGACCAGAUCCAGAUUCUGAUGAAGAUGAAGAUUAUGAAAGGGAGAGACGAAAAAGAAGUAUGGGAGGAGCUGCCAUUGCACCACCCACUUCUCUUGUGGAGAAGGACAAAGAACCUGUAGCAUCGUUUCCAUUUGAAGAGGAGUCAAGACCUCGGGCACCAUCUUCCAAAGCAGCUAUUCCUCCUCCAGUGUAUGAUGAGCCAGAAAGACCUCGUUCCCCCACGGGACCUAGCAACUCGUUCCUUGCUAACAUGGGAGGGACAGUAGCUCACAAAAUCAUGCAGAAGUAUGGUUUCAGAGAGGGCCAGGGUCUGGGAAAGCAUGAACAGGGGCUGAGCACAGCACUGUCAGUGGAGAAAACGAGCAAGAGGGGUGGCAAGAUCAUUGUUGGUGAAUCUACAGAGAAAGAAACCGGCAAGAAAGCGGAUUCUAACCCAUUGACUGAGAUACUGAAAUGCCCAACUAAAGUGGUCUUGCUAAGGAACAUGGUAGGUGCUGGGGAGGUGGAUGAAGAUCUAGAAGUUGAAACUAAGGAAGAAUGCGAGAAAUAUGGCAAGGUUGGGAAAUGUGUCAUCUUUGAGAUUCCUGGUGCCCCUGAUGAUGAAGCUGUGAGAAUAUUUUUGGAGUUUGAACGGGUUGAAUCUGCCAUCAAAGCUGUUGUUGAUCUAAAUGGAAGAUACUUUGGAGGCCGAGUCGUGAAGGCUUGUUUCUACAACCUGGACAAGUUCAGAGUGCUGGAUUUGGCAGAGCAAGUUUGAUUUUAAAAAUCUAGCUGGAGGUGUCACUGUUUCGGCAAUCAGGUUUUCAGCAGUAGGCUGGGAAUAAAGAAGAGAAGAGUAGCUUUCCUAGCAAACUGGAAACAAGCCUCAUUGAAUGGAUUUUUCACAUUCGUUGUGACUUACCUUUUUUGUAAUAUAAAGCCCUUUGAAAGUAAGAUUCACGUCUGUGUGGUUUUGAAUUGCACAAUUCAGCUCACUGCUCUGGGGGUCCUGGUUGUUUUUUUUUGAGCUUUCAGAUGACUUUGUUCUCUUGAAAAGCCACUGCUGAGGAGAUGCU